ACAGGUGGCAAUUAUGAAAAGUUUGCACUAUUUUGCAAAUUUCUUGGUCUGUCAUUCAUCUCAAGGUCAACUUUUAUGAGAAUCCAAAAGAAGUAUGUGAUUCCUGAGAUCAAGAGAUUUUGGAAAGACAUGAAGGCAUCGAUAUGGAAAAUCUUUUUUGGGGAAAGCAUCAUUCUUUGCGGUGAUGGCCGAAAUGAUUCACCAGGUUUCAGUGCUAAGUAUUGUGUGUAUGUACUUAUGGAGCAGUUUGUCAAUGUAAUCGUAGAUAUCGAAGUUGUAGACAAGCGUGAAACUGGUGGGGUGUCAACCAAUAUGGAAGUUUAUGGACUGAAAAAACUGUUGGAAUGUGUUGUUGGUGAGAUUGUUGUGUCAGAAAUUGUGACAGAUGCUUCCACGGCAGUUGCCGCACUGGUUAGAAGAAUGAAAGGUAUAAUAAUAGUAGUAAUGGAUUAAAACAUGAAAAUUAGGUGCAGGAAAAAAAAUUAUUUAAUGUCUUCCCAUUAUGUUUUAAUGCAUUGUGUCUUGUGCACCUACAUUAUUAUUUUACUCUGUCUAAUGCCAGAUGAUUUUCCUAGACAAUCGUGUUAAUAAAGGGAGAUGGCGCUGGCUCUUAUAAAUGGGUUAAUUAAUUAAAUAUAUUUUAUGGAUUUUUUAGAUAAAUAUCCUAAUGAAUUUGGUAAGCUGUUUCAUGCGCUUGACAUUUGGCACAAAUCUGUAAAGUUGACAAAGAAGCUGUCAAAGGUGAUAUUUAACUUCACUCCCUUAUACAAUAUACUGUACGUUAUUGUAUCAUUUAGGAAUAUAUAGUAAUCAUUAAAUUAAAUAAAACAUAAUCUUUUUAAGUGGUGAACAUGGGGGAGAGGAUUAUUUUAGACAAAAAAAGUUUAACUAAAAUUUCUAGCUACAAACAUUGGUCAAAUGCUGACACCCUAAAAUCCUCUCGAGUGUCUGCGAAAGUACAUCAUCUUCGCUUUUGAGUCAUAUUUUCCUAAUUGAGAUGUUCGGUUUGAAUAUUUUUGGUUUUAGGCUGCAAAAAUUAAGGGUUGUGAGGUACUAAGCGAGUGGACCGAGCCAAUACGAAACCACUUCUGGUAUGUUGCACAAGAAAAUAAGGGCAACACAGAGAAAUUAAAGGUGAGGAAAGUACUAACUUUCACGUUAGAAUGUUACCCUUAUAUAUUAUAGUUAAUAAUAAUCAGGGUUUGAAUUAACGGUGUGAAAAUACUGGAGCAAAUAGUGAACAUUGCACAUCACUUUUCCAAAUGUUCUGCGGAAAAUCAGACUUGGAAACUAUUGGGACUAUUUGCCAUAUAAAGUAGGGCAUAUUGGAGUUUAUUGGUUUAAUGAAUACACUUUAGGACGGCUGGUUCGGAGUUUUACAUCAUGUUGUUGGUGAACACGAAUGGGCAGAUGGUGAGUGCACACAUGGUCCUCUUGUUUCCACUGAAGAAAACAAGACCUUGAUGGAUAAGGGUUCCAAGGCAAUGGAGGCUUUGCGGAAAGUGGUGAUGGAUCCUCGCUUUCUUAAUGCUUUGCACCAUUAUGUAACAUUCAGGUAUAUUGACCGUUCAUGGGACUUUACGGUGCAUUUCUCAUUAUACACCUGCAGUAAGUUUAUAAUAGGCCCUUCACAGCUGGCCCUGUGCCAUUGCUCUCCAUAACAAUUAAAAUCGUCUAGUGCUAGGGGUAAAAACAAGGGGGUAAAAUCACUUUUGCAUAACAAUAUAUCUGUGCUUUGUCUUACUGUAAUCCUUUGUUUCUAAACCCCACUGAUUUCAAUAUUCUCCACUCACUCAUUGUUCUCAACUGAUACUAUUCAAUUACACCUAUGGUGUUUACACUUGCACUUGUUGUUUGUGACUUGACUUCUAUUGUGAUUUUCUUCUUCUGAUGGAUGUGAAUGAGUAGAUGAGUUAUCAAUGUUCUGAGUACAUAUAUACCCUCAUCUGAACAUUCAUAAUUCAUUCACUCUUUCACAUCCAUCAGAAAAAGAAAGUCGCACCUAAAAUCUCAGGAAAAAGUGGAAAAUAUAAAAAUUGUGAAGUCAUGUGAAUUAAUCAUUUAUUUAUUAGACACACCAGCAAGCUAGAAAAUUUCAAUUCAAUGCUUUUGAAAUAUACACCAAAGCGAGUUGGAUUUCAGUAAGUAAUAUGUAAUCUUAAAUAAUGUAUUUACUAAUGUAUUUGCAACACUCACUCUUUGUCUGGUGUUAGAUGAUAUGGUGGCCACAUAUGGGCAUGUUGCUGUCAUUGUAGCUUAAUGGAUUUCAAAUUGAAAGUCAAGACAAUUAUGUCAAUUUAUUUAUUAAACUACAACAUUGUUUUAGGAAUGACUCAUUUAUAGCAAGAACAUUACUUGCAGCUAUUGACCACAACAGCCAUCUUUUCAGACAAGCAGCUUUGAACAGGGAUGGAAAGAAGAAAUACAACAAAGUGUACAGCAAGCGUUCAAAAAACUGGAGAGUGACGGCUGUAUUAGAAGAGAAGACCUAUGACUUCUGGCCAGCUCUAACUUCUGGCAUCCUGCAGAGGAAGAUUGAUGACAAGGAUAGUAUCCUAAAAAAGUAG
Molecule: messenger RNA, 2567 nt
Organism: Paramuricea clavata
Lineage: Eukaryota; Metazoa; Cnidaria; Anthozoa; Malacalcyonacea; Plexauridae
Source: the annotation of a GenBank genome assembly